AUGUUGGGUGCGUGCGCGGCUCUCACAGCGGCUCUUCUCCUCCUCCAGGGCGCUCCUCUGGAAGUGCUGGAUGAAGACGCGUCAUCUCUGCAGGCCAUGACUUCUGCGCCUCUCCCGGACAGGACCGUGUGCGCCAACUGCGGGGAGGAAAUAGUGGAUAAAUAUUUGCUCAAGGUGAAUGACUUGUGCUGGCAUGUGCGCUGUCUGUCCUGCAGCGUGUGCCAGGCUUCACUUGGCAGCCACAGCAGCUGCUACAUCAAAGAGAAAGAGGUCUUCUGUAAACUGGAUUACUUCAGAAGGUUCGGUACGUGGUGCGCCUGCUGCGGCCGAAGCAUCCACGCCACAGACUGGGUCCGACGCGCCAAGGGGAGCGUGUACCACUUGGCCUGCUUCGCCUGUUUCUCCUGCAAACGGCAGCUGUCCACGGGAGAGGAGUUCGCGCUGGUGGAGGAGAAGGUGCUGUGCCGCGCUCAUUAUGACUACAUGAUGGAGAACCUGAAGCGCGCUGUGGAGAAAGGAAGCAGUGUGAACAUGGAGGGAGCAGUGCCGACUGAACAAGAGCUAAACCAACCCAAACCCUCCAAAAGGGCACGCACAAGCUUCACUGCAGACCAGCUGCAGGUGAUGCAGGCCCAGUUUGCUCAGGACAAUAACCCGGAUGCUCAGACGCUGCAGAAGCUGGCGGAGCAGACCGGCCUCAGCAGAAGAGUCAUACAGGUGUGGUUCCAGAAUUGCCGAGCGCGCCACAAAAAGCACGUCAGCCCGAACCACUCCUCAAACAGCGUACUGACCUCAUUGUCCGGCCACCUGUCCCAGCCUACCCCCACCCCAGAGGAGCUGCAGUACACAGCCUACGGAGGCCCGGAGGGGUCCAUGAUCUCAGCGCUGCACUCCUUCAUAGACAUCCACUCCCCUCCGUCCAUGUUCCAACCUCUGCUGCCGGUGCACGCCAUGACCUCUCUGCCUGUGUCCCACGCCUGA
Molecule: messenger RNA, 981 nt
Organism: Knipowitschia caucasica
Lineage: Eukaryota; Metazoa; Chordata; Actinopteri; Gobiiformes; Gobiidae
Source: the annotation of a GenBank genome assembly